AGAACACAAACUUUAUAGAUGCGCGACCUGGAGACGGUGUUUGAUUUAAUCUGACAGCGAGCGUCAAUCAACAUCGCUCUCAGAUCCAGGAGCGCACCUGCCAAUCAAACGGAACAAGCAACUUAUCUGAAGAUAAUCUUUGUGAAGAUGUCGAACUCUGGAGGUCGGAGGCUGAAGCAGUGGCUGAUGGAGCAGAUCCAGAGCGCUCAGUAUUCCGGACUUCAGUGGGAGGAUGAAAGCCGCACCAUGUUCCGAAUUCCUUGGAAACAUGCAGGAAAGCAGGAUUACAACCAAGAAGUUGAUGCAUCUAUUUUUAAGGCCUGGGCAGUGUUUAAAGGCAAGUUUAAAGAGGGUGACAAGGCUGAGCCUGCUACCUGGAAGACCAGACUCCGCUGUGCCCUGAAUAAAAGUCCUGAUUUUGAGGAAGUGACUGACAGGUCACAGCUGGACAUUUCUGAUCCUUACAAAGUCUACCGCAUUGUUCCUGAAGAAGAGCAGAAGCACUGUAAAGGCUCGAUGAUGCCUAUGGCAACCACCAGCUCUGGUGAUCCGACAGAGAUGGAUUGCAGUCCUGCAGAAAUUGAAGAGCUAAUAAAAGAGGAGGAAAGCUGCAGCAUCCAGGCUAGUCCGGAGUACUGGCCCCAGGCUAACAUCAAUGCUUUCCCCUUGCACCAGGAGCCCAUGCCAUCAGGAACUUCCAAUUCAGUUUUCUCCCAGUUGAUGAUCUCCUUCUUCUAUGGAGGAAAGCUGAUGCACAACACACUGGUCACACACCCUGAAGGCUGCAGGAUUUCUCCCCAGCAGCACCUGGGUCGUGGCGCCCUCUACAGCUCAGACAGCAUGCAGAGUGUUCACUUUCCUCCAGCUGAGCUGAUUGAGUAUGACCGGCAGCGUUAUGUCACGCGCAAGCUGCUGGGUCACCUGGAAAGAGGUGUGCUGGUGCGUGCGAACCAAGAAGGCAUCUUCAUCAAACGUCUGUGCCAGAGUCGCAUCUUCUGGAGUGGGCUCAGGGAAGCCAGCUCCCAAUACAACUCUAUGCCUGGCAAACUCGAGAGAGAUGCAGUGGUCAAGAUUUUUGACACUGGAAGGUUUUAUCAAGCUCUGCAGCUUUACCAGGAGGGUCAGAUUCCUGCUCCUGAUCCCACAGUGACUCUGUGUUUUGGAGAGGAGCUCAGUGAUCUCAACAGCUCCAAGAGCAAACUGAUAAUCGUUCAGAUCUCCAUAGUGAACUGCCAGCACAUGCUAGAAACGGUGAACAUGCGUCGCUCUCAACAAUACAGCAACAACCAAACCAUGGAGAUGUGUGACGAUGUGGCCACUGAGCAAAUGGCUCGCAUCUACCAGGAUUUGUGCAGCUACAGCGUUCCCCAGAGAUCACCGUGCUACAGGGACAACAUGCCCAUCACGGUCUGACCUGGAAACAUCUGCUCAGCAGGAACCAGACAACAUAUCAGAGACAUUACGUGUACACUGACAAGGAAAUACAUUUUUUUCUGAUAAUGCAGCUUUUAGGUUGAUGCACAUGACGUCUCUUGUUCUUCUGCAAAUAACCUGAUAUUUUUUUUUGUUUUCAUGCAAGACAAACACACCUGAAUCCAUAUAAAACACACAUGCUGGUGUAAAUAUUCUGCAUAAAUAAAGCCUCGUUUGCAGAUUUAAAAGAGAUCAGACAUCUCUUUUUUCAGUUUCUGCAGUUUAGUUAAUCCUUUUCACACACUUUAGUCAGGAUUGUUUUUAUUUCAUCAGAUGGAGUUGUGUUUUCUACAGAAAACUAAAUAUUUUUAUAUAAAUUAACAAAAAUUGCACAAAACUUGCAAUGGUGUUAGAAUACUGAUAGGUUUUACUAUCAAACUGCUUUUUCAUGACUUUGUCAAUUGUUUUUCUAAAUAAAAUGUUUUAACUGAA
This is a messenger RNA of Nothobranchius furzeri (turquoise killifish), 1905 nucleotides long. It is a transcript of the gene irf8, whose product is annotated as interferon regulatory factor 8. The record is from RefSeq and is a predicted model, not a curated record. Lineage: Eukaryota; Metazoa; Chordata; Actinopteri; Cyprinodontiformes; Nothobranchiidae. Gene Ontology annotation, molecular function: protein binding; DNA-binding transcription factor activity, RNA polymerase II-specific; RNA polymerase II cis-regulatory region sequence-specific DNA binding. Gene Ontology annotation, biological process: immune system process; regulation of transcription by RNA polymerase II. Gene Ontology annotation, cellular component: nucleus.